Ixodes scapularis (black-legged tick) is the source of this 1362-nucleotide messenger RNA. RefSeq names its product peroxynitrite isomerase THAP4-like. Lineage: Eukaryota; Metazoa; Arthropoda; Arachnida; Ixodida; Ixodidae. The record is from RefSeq and is a predicted model, not a curated record. The coding region runs from base 1 to 1362 and encodes 453 amino acids. The transcript is spliced from 5 exons.
AUGAUAAAUUGUCGGCAAAGUUACAAGAAUGGUGCGAAGUUGUACAGAUUUCCAGCCAAUCCGGAAAGAAAGGCGGCAUGGGUUUCGCGGAUCAAGAGGCCUCUCUGGGAGCCAACGAGUACAUCGCGUGUCUGCGGCGUACACUUCGAACUAUCCUGUUUUGAGGAGAAACGUGCAGAUGGGUGGCGGCGCCUCAAAUUGACUGCCAUACCAACAUUGUUUUCCUCUCAAGCGUCUCCGAAGUACAAGCCAGCAGAGCAAAGCCCCGAAAAAGUAGUGCCGCACCAAUCUGAAGAGGCAGCUUGCAUCAGUGCAUCACUUGGAGCUACAGCCUGCGAUCCUCCUAUUCAUGCCUCAUCUGAAGAGGCAGUGGCAGCAUCAUCCAGUACGCCUGAGCCAACAGAAGAGAAACAAUGCAGCUCGGCCGCAAGCACCUCGAGCCAUGAAUUAAGUACAAGCUCCACAAGCACGACCAACAACACAGCUUGUGUCAACGCAUCACCUGGGACCGCAGCUGGGGAUCCUCCCAUUCAUGCCUUAGCUGAAUCAACUAUCCAUGACGAAAUCUGCAGUGAUGCUACAACUGGAUGGAGCGGCCCCACACUUCAAUCUGUUUUAUCGACUGCCGCUUCAUUGACACCUCAGCAAGAUGACUUCAUCUCUGACAACGAUUCCAUGGAUAUCGUCACGGAAGAUCCUACAAACAUUAUGUCACUACCUGAAAAUGAGCCACCACCCAAAAGUGUGACAGAAGGAACAGAGAACGUUUGUUGUCUGGAGUUAAAGAAAGCUCUACGCGACGUCCUAAAAAAGUACAGUUCUCUUCAAGAACAUCAUGUGAAUGCAAGGAAGCAGAUCCGAACCCUCAAGAGUCAACUAAAAUGUGUACAACAACAGCUUCAGGCACUUAAGGAACCGAAGUUCCUGGCCGACGAUCAAAAGAAGGUCCUUGCAAAACAAAACAGCCGGGGUAUGACAUGGUCAAUGGCAACAAUCAAGCAAGCUCUUCAAGUCAAGUUUGCAUGCGGCACCACGGGGUAUGAGCUCCUUCGGACACUCCGCUACCCUCUGCCCAGCACCCGGACAUUAAUGCGAAGACUACAAGGCUUUUGCUUCUUACCAGGAAUUCUAAAAGAAGUCCUCGAUGUCCUGAAAAAAAAAGUAGAGACCAUGGAAGAUGCAGAACGGGACUGCGUUCUCUUUCUAGACGAGAUGGAAAUUUCAGGGGGCAUAGAACAUGAUCAGUCGCAGGAUUGCUUUCUCGGGUCUGUGACUCUUCCGAAGAUGGAGGAAGUCGAAGCUAACCGUGCUUUGGUUUUCAUGUUGGGGGGCCUGACGACCCGGUGGAAACAGCGGGACUAA